Molecule: messenger RNA, 1296 nt
Organism: Spea bombifrons (plains spadefoot toad)
Lineage: Eukaryota; Metazoa; Chordata; Amphibia; Anura; Pelobatidae
Product: ficolin-1-B-like
Exons: 7
Coding region: 1-909 (302 amino acids)
Source: RefSeq, a predicted model, not a curated record
AUGGCCCGCGCUUGGAUUUCACUAAGUGCCCUCCUGGCCGUGUCUGCCACUCUGUGCCACGCUGAGGACACCUGUCCAGGAGAAAAGGGAUCCCCUGGAAUUCCGUGGAAGAUGGGUCCUACAGGGAUGAAAGGUAAAAAGGGAAGUCCUAGAAUCCAAGGACAAAAAGGUAACAAGGAAACAAUUAUGGAUUUGGUUAUUUUAUGUCAACAUUUGUAUUCACUAUCGUAUCUCCAACGUGUCCCUUCCGUGUCCCCGGCAGCUGCACAGAACUGUAAGGAGCUGAUGGAUCAAGGAGCAUCUCUGAGCGGGUGGUACACGGUGCACACGGAUGACGGGCGUCCUGUCACGGUGCUCUGUGACAUGGAGACAGAUGGCGGAGGAUGGCUGGUUUUCCAGAGAAGGGUAGACGGGUCGGUGGAUUUCUUCCGAGGUUGGGACUCGUAUAAGAAAGGCUUUGGCGUGCAGAGCAGUGAGUUCUGGUUGGGGAACGAACAUAUCCAUCGCCUCACGUCCAAAGCAAAGUCCGAGCUUCGCGUUGAUUUAAUGGAUUUUGAAAACAACCGAACCUAUGCCAAGUACAGCGACUUCCAAAUGGCAGGGGAAAGCGCCAACUAUACCUUGAGUCUGGGCAAAUUCCAGGGUGGGACUGCAGGCGACUCGCUCUCCCAUCACAGAGACGCACCAUUUAGCACCAAAGACAGAGAUAACAAUCCCGCUAAGACAUCCGACUGUCCCACUAAUUACAGAGGCGGUUGGUGGUAUACGGCCUGUCACGGCUUCAACCUUAACGGCGAGUACCUCCGGGGCGAGCACAGCACUUAUGGCAUCGUCGUUAACUGGGCAACAGGCCGUGGGUUAAAAUACUUUUACAAGAUUUCGGAAAUGAUGAUCCGACCGCAGUCUUAGAAGACGAGAAAGUCUUGCUGUCAAUAGCCGGAGAGCGCAUUAUAGUCUCCUAACUGCUGGUAGAACCUACUGGGGUGGCCGCUUUGGGAAUUUGCCUUUGAGUGCCAAGUGGUGUUGGGCAAAAUGUACUUAAUGCCACCAUGCUUGUUAUACGGCUCAGCCUCCAUGUAAGGCCCAUCCGGCCCCCGUCUAGUCGCCCGUUUCUCCUGCUGUAAAGAAUCAAACCUUAAUCAGUGGUUGGUCUCGUCUUAGAUUCAGGAGCCGUAUGUCUAUCCCGCGCAUGUUUAAUCCCCUCACUGUAUUACCCUCUACUGCUUCCGUUCCCUCGAUUUACCAGUCACAUCUGGUUAGAUGGAUUUGCUAUAAUAAACGUUUCUUUGCAUCUCA